AGAGAGAGAGAGAGAGAGAGAGAGAUCUCCUGCACAACAAGCACCGCACACACACUCCAGAUUGAUAUAAUUGAUUCCCUCUCACUCUUGCUUCCUAUUCUUCUCCAGUUGCCUAGCUAGCUGAACUUAACAAUAGUGAGAGUUGCUUUAAAUCAGUGUGUUCCAGUUCCCUUGUCAAUCUUAAAACACUCAUCUUCUCUCUGGUACGUUGUGAGUUGUGAACACAUUAUAAGGGGAAAAGUUACAUUGAAUUGAAGCUAGAGAGAGAGAGAGAGAGAGAGAGAGAGAUAAAAAAAAAAAAAAAGAAUGGGCGGAGGAGCAGGGUAUAAGCAGCUGUGGUUGUAUUUCAAUUUCAUGUUGCUUGUACAGCUACAGUUGUGGUCUUCAUUGCUACCAAUCUCCUACUCAGCUGCAGUCAGACAUCUUCCUGGGUUUGGAGCUCCUCUUCCCUUUGAGUUGGAAACCGGGUACGUGGGUGUGGGGGAGUCGGAGGAUGUGCAGCUGUUUUACUAUUUCAUAAAGUCGGAGAAGAAUCCAGAGAAGGACCCUCUUGUGGUUUGGCUCACGGGAGGCCCUGGUUGCUCCUCUUUGUCUGGCCUUCUAUAUGAGAUUGGUCCACUUUCCUUCGUGGUAAAGGAAUACGAUGGAACUCUACCCAAUCUCGUUUUGAAACCACACUCAUGGACCCAGGUGGCAAGCAUAAUCUUUAUAGACUCUCCUGUUGGGACUGGAUUCUCCUACUCUACAACCUCCCAAGGUUUAUUGACAGGUGACCUCAAAUCAUCUAAACACCUAUACCAAUUCUUUACAAAGUGGAUGAUUGACCACCCAGAGUUUCUCAAUAAUCCAUUCUAUGUUGCUGGUGAUUCAUAUUCUGGCAUGAUCGUGCCGCUUGUUACUAAAGAAAUAUCGGAUGGCAAUGAAGCUGGUAAUGAACCGUUUAUCAAUAUUAAAGGAUAUUUAAUCGGCAACCCUGUAACAGAUGUAGUUUUUGAUAGCAACAAACAAGUGCAAUAUGCUCAUGGGAUGGGUCUUAUACCAGAUGAACUUUAUGAGUCUGUGAAGAGAAGUUGCGGAGGGAACUAUGUACAAAUAGAUCCCACCAAUGUACAAUGUUGGAAGGAUAUGCUGUCAUAUUAUAAGUGUAUUUCAGGAUUAAACACUGCACAAAUUUUGGAACCUUUAUGUAGUUUUUUUGCAUCCCCAACACCCGAAGAGAUGGUCGGAGAAAGAAGAUCUCUUUGGCAGAAUUAUAAGGAGUUCCUGGAUCCAAUACCCCCUACUCCUGAAGUUGGCUGUAGGAGUUAUGGUUACCAUUUGGCAUCUUUGUGGGUGAAUGACAAUAGAGUACGUAAUGCUCUCCACAUCCGAAAGGGAUCCGUGGAGAAAUGGCAAAGGUGUAGCUAUCUCCUGGGUUAUUCAUCUGAAAUCCAAAGCACCAUUGAAUAUCAUGCAAAUCUCAGUAAGAAAGGUUACCGAUCUUUAAUAUACAGUGGUGAUCAUGACAUGAUAGUGCCAUUCUUGGCCACUGAAGCAUGGAUAAAAUCUCUCAAUUACUAUAUCGUUGACGAAUGGAGGUCAUGGCUUGUUGAUGGCCAAAUAGGCGGAUAUACGAGGACGUAUUCCAACCGAAUGACAUUUGCUACUGUAAAGGGAGGUGGGCAUACAACUCCAGAGUACAAACCUAAGGAAUGCUUUGCUAUGUUCGAGCGGUGGAUUUUUGAGGAACCUCUGUAACUACGUUAAGCCAGAGCUCCAAAUCUACUCCACAACUUUCCUUAGCCAAA
Messenger RNA from Macadamia integrifolia, 1787 nucleotides. Its product is annotated as serine carboxypeptidase-like 18. Gene Ontology annotation, molecular function: serine-type carboxypeptidase activity; acyltransferase activity, transferring groups other than amino-acyl groups. Gene Ontology annotation, biological process: secondary metabolic process; proteolysis. The transcript is spliced from 14 exons. The coding region runs from base 307 to 1737 and encodes 476 amino acids. Lineage: Eukaryota; Viridiplantae; Streptophyta; Magnoliopsida; Proteales; Proteaceae. The record is from RefSeq and is a predicted model, not a curated record.